Microbotryum saponariae is the source of this 234-nucleotide messenger RNA. Lineage: Eukaryota; Fungi; Basidiomycota; Microbotryomycetes; Microbotryales; Microbotryaceae. The record is from the annotation of a GenBank genome assembly.
AUGCCAAUCGCGAAGGAUGAAUACCCCCCGUAUUCGAAAGUGGACCGGACCCCUGUCCCGUUGUUGAAGACGAAGAGGAUGCGGAUGCAUGCAUCGGGCUUCUCCCAUCUCUUAUGGCGUAAGGUGAGUAGCUACUCGAGUUGUAAUUGCUACUUGGGUUGUUGUUCCCAUUCCAUUGAGGUGUCGUCGCUCCAUAGGGUGACACCGGCGAUCCUAGAGGAGCCAAAGUCGUAG